Messenger RNA from Mesocricetus auratus (golden hamster), 5028 nucleotides. RefSeq names its product homeobox D4 (gene Hoxd4). The record is from RefSeq and is a predicted model, not a curated record. Lineage: Eukaryota; Metazoa; Chordata; Mammalia; Rodentia; Cricetidae. Gene Ontology annotation, biological process: anterior/posterior pattern specification; regulation of transcription by RNA polymerase II; embryonic skeletal system morphogenesis. Gene Ontology annotation, cellular component: nucleus. Gene Ontology annotation, molecular function: DNA-binding transcription factor activity, RNA polymerase II-specific; RNA polymerase II cis-regulatory region sequence-specific DNA binding.
ACUUCAUGUCUCCGACAUAGCCAGAGUCUGAGGCGCCGAGAGCAGUGGCAGCCGAGCCGGCCAGCCACCUCUUUCUUUCUCAUUACCUUGGACUCCAGGGUGACCGAUUUGCCUGGUGACAUUGUGCAGUCUUUUCCUGGAGAAACCCCACCUUUAUCAAUAGAGGUUCCAGGAGGUGCUUAAGUGGUGGCCUGAGUGUAAGGCCAAGGGGCCGGGUUUCAGGGAACUGGGAGUGAGGGAAAAGCCAUCAAGCUCCCGCAGCAGCUCUCUCCUCUGGAGCAAGAGAUUCAAAGGUACCCAAAUGGGGCUCACCUGGUUUUAAGGCCCUGGUGUGGGAAGAAGACAACUUGGGAAGAAGGCCAUUGAGGACCUCUGGAGCUACAUUUAGGCAAGGCUAAGGUCCCCUCCCCACCAUCCAACCUGACCCAAGGCACAGUUACCAGACCCAGGACAGUGAGGGGCUCUUGCCAUAUCAGCAAGACCUAACUUCAACUAGAAACACCCCAGCCUGGACAUUGGCAGAAAACCAGAGUGGUUACUCAUUGCCUAACUCAAUUCAGGUCCGCCAGAUUCUGGUAACUUUUGGGUGACCCUGAUGAAGACAAAGCCACGACAGGUCUUUGUAUGUCAGAGUCCAGGACUCCCGCCAGCUGGCCGGGGCAGGCCUAGAACACUCUCUACCCAACUCAGAGGCCACAUUGCCACACUCGUUCUUCCUUAUUUGCACCCCGAUAGGACAAUCCACUCUUCCGUAAACUGUACCCUCUUUGAGGGCUGCUUCAGGCGAUGGUGAGUGAGGAGGGCACAGGAGGCUAGCAAAGUCAGUGGAAGACAAAAGCUGAGAUUAUCUGCUGGGACGAGGGGUGUUGGGGAUAGAAUGGGAACUAUAUUAACAUCUGUCAGGGACUCUCAAAUGUGGCACGGCAAGUCACUUGAUUACACGUAUGUUAUUUAGUUAAAUUUGUGAAAAUUAUGAGAUGCUCACAAACCCGGUGAUAAACUCGCCUCCUUCCUAUUGGCUGGUCUGGUCACAUGGCCGCCCAACUUUAUUCAGUUGACAGCAAGUAGGAGGGCCCAAUGGAAGGAGAAAAAAAGACAACACGAGAAAAAUUAGUAUUUUCUACCUUCUGAAAUUAAUGGCCAUGAGUUCGUAUAUGGUGAACUCUAAGUACGUGGACCCCAAGUUUCCUCCGUGCGAGGAAUAUUUGCAGGGUGGCUACCUAGGCGAGCAGGCAGCCGAUUACUACGGCAGCGGCGCACAGGGCGCCGACUUCCAGCCCUCGGGGCUCUACCCACGGCCGGACUUCGGUGAGCAACCCUUCGGAGGCGGCGGGCCGGGGCCUGGCUCAGCGCUGCCGGCGCGGGGUCACGGACAGGAGCCAAGUGGCCCAGGAAGUCACUACAGUGCCCCGGGAGAGCCGUGCCCAGCGCCCCCGCCUGCGCCCCUGCCUGGAGCCCGGGCCUGCAGCCAGCCCACCGGCCCCAAGCAGCCGCCCCCGGGGACAGCACUCAAGCAGCCCGCUGUGGUCUACCCCUGGAUGAAGAAGGUGCAUGUGAAUUCGGUGAACCCCAACUACACCGGCGGGGAGCCCAAGCGUUCCCGGACGGCCUACACCAGACAGCAAGUCCUAGAACUGGAAAAGGAAUUUCAUUUUAACAGGUAUCUGACCAGAUGCCGUCGGAUUGAAAUCGCUCACACCCUGUGUCUGUCUGAGCGCCAGAUCAAGAUCUGGUUCCAGAACCGGAGGAUGAAGUGGAAAAAAGACCACAAACUGCCCAACACCAAGGGCAGGUCUUCUUCUUCCUCAUCUUCCUGCUCCUCAUCAGCUGCCCCCGGCCAGCAUUUGCAGCCCAUGGCCAAAGACCACCACACGGACCUGACGACCUUAUAGAAGUGGGGACCCUGGGCCCAUCCCUCCCUCCCUGCACACCAGGUUGAGGCGAAGCUGCGGGUGCAGGCGGGGCCUGCUGUCACCUCACUGGGCUCUAAGGUACUGUGGGGGUGGACCUGGGACCUACAGACCGCCCUCGGACUAGGUUACCAUCCUUCCCGAGGGCAGCCCCCUCCCUACAGGGAUGGGGUGGGAGGGUGGGCGGGCUUCUUUAAGUAUAUUAUCAUAUGGCAGGAGCAACUGAGAACAUAAAACCUUGGUGAGUCAUUAAACUCAUGAAAAUCUCUGCUGUUGGGUUUUGAAUUUGCCAAUGAAGGUUGGAGGCUUUAUCCCAGUGUGAGCCUGGACACUCUCCUCCACACCACCCCUCCAGGGAGCUGUGUGGCUUAACAACUGUUGGGGGGGGGGCUGAGGCAGAAGGCCAGCACCCAGUGCUAGGUGCUUUCAGUGUGAGCAGGAUUGCUGAGCGAAAAUCUCAAAACUUUCUGAGUUACCUAUAGAAUUUCUGCUGUGAUUAAAAAAAAUGUUUUGCUCCCAGUGGCCCAUGCCCAAAGAAAUAAAUCAAAGAAGGAAGUGGAAACGGGUUCUUUUAUGUUUAGAUUAUAUUUGCUUAAAUAUUUAUUCAUUGGGGGAAUAGAUAACAAAAAAUACUUGACACCUUUGUGCCAAAAACCUUAGGGUAGAGAACAGGUUGAGCUGGGACUGAGUUAGAAAUCUGUGGACUCACUUCUGACCCUAUUCCGGAUUUUCAGCUCCUCCCUCCCAGCCACCCACCCUGGAAAUAUGUGUAGCAGGCCCUUAACCCUUCAAGAGGGAAGCCAAGGACCCAGGAAAACCGAGUUCUGAAAAUGUGUUUCCACACGUGCUUGCUGCAGCACUGUGUUUACAAGCAGUUCUGGGUGGUUGAAAGAAAGAGGGGGAAAGGAACAAAUGGUUCAAACUUAUCCUCUGGGGAAAGAAAACAGAACCUAUAAGUCCUGGGUCAUCAGGGAACGGCAGAAUUUUCUAUUCCAACUUGAUUCCAAAUGUUCCAAGUACCCCACAUAGCAGGGUUUUUUUGUUGUUGUUUUGUUUUUUGUUUUUUUUUAUAGGACUCGAUGUAUGGCCUAUCCCAGGGUAGUGCUAUGCAGCAGGGAGAAAGUGGGAAGGUUAGGAAGUCUUCUUUUUAAAAAGGAACUAAUAGACUCUAGAAGUCCACAAAAGUUGACCUUAAAGAGAUUUCCCUGAAAGUGUUCUUUUGUUUUCUUUCUCUGAAAUGCUUCUCCAGACAUUAGAAGCAGAAACUGUAAAAGUUUUCAGGCCCAUUUCUUUACCUUGAAGAUUGUGACUUUAAAACAAUCUCAAACAACAGGAAAGAGGAUUAAUCCAUUUAUUUAUUUAUUUUAUUCCAUGUCUGGGAAGAAUUCAAAUCUCGUUUUCUUAAAACACUAACCCUUAAGGAUAAGGAGGAUUAAGAGCCAAAGGUAAUGAUAGACUUUAUAUACUCAAAUGAUAUACGUCUUUGAAAGCUUGAACCCCUAAAUUUGGGCUCCAAACAGAAACCCCUGAUUGCAGUCCCUCCCCCAAGUAAGAAAUAGAGGAGGGGUGAACUUAAAUUUUAAUCAUAAGAUCAAUAAUGCUGUUAAUUUUUUCAGUAUUACAGAACAUUUUAGAAGGUUCCAGUGGUUGUUUUUAAAAUAGACUUAACUGAAGGAGGGAAAGGCCUGGUCUUUGGUUCUGUGUCUCCUGAGGGCUGAGGGCAAGGAUUCAACUGGAGUCCCUAAACUGAAAUUCUGCGUCUCUGAAGUAUCUUCCAAGCCUUGGUCUUUUGUAUUAGACCCUGGGGAAAGCUCUUUGUUCCUCCUUGGGGUGAGCCUGGCUCUCAGACUUGCACAUGGCAAUACUUGAAUAUCACCACGUCGGGAUAUUAAAGAUGGAUAUUCCUGCAUUAUUUGCAUCAUUGUUUCUAUGACAAAAAGCAAAGAGUUCAUACAUAGUCAAGAUGUCUUUUUUCUGAUGCCCUCAUGUUGAGAAGCUGAAAAGGUAUUUUACUGAAGUUCGGCUAAAUUACAGAACCAGGUUCAUCCAGAGGGCAAAUUUUCUGUUCGAUUAGCUGUAUUCCAGCCGGGAGGACUGACCUCUAAACCCUUAACCUUUUGGACUGUAACUACCCUUCUCUUCUCUCCUUUUCCCCCUCCUUCUAACAUGCAGACAGUCUUUGGAUAUUGCAUAUGAAAAGCGCCGCUAUCCUUGGGCCAAUUGGAAAGUUGCUAAGAGUCUUUCAUAAAAGCCAAGUCUGAGCACGUUGAACCAUGUCCUUGGGGUGGGGGGAUUUAUAUUUUCACAAUAUUCAACUAUAUACCCACUAUGGAGAUUAUCAUAUAGAUUUUCCCCUCUCCUCAGAAGUUCUGGUGAUUCAUCCAGCUUCAGACCAAAUUCUACCCUCCUUCCUCCUGCCCCAAAGGAAAACCACUAGUAUGCUUUCCUGAAGAAAACCCCAGCUUCUUCUCAAACGUAGCCCCAACUACUUUGGAAAAUAACUUAGUGGGAGAAACAACUUCUUUGUUUUUAAGUCUCAGCUUUUCCUCUCAGCUGGGAGGGGUUGUCUUUUGAAAUGCUAAUGGUGCUUGCAAGGCCUAGAGAGUGGUUGCCAGUCCUGAAGUCUCAUUCCGACCCUAGUACCUAUUUGGGCCCAAGAGAGUGGACCAGGGAAGGGGUAGCCCCCACCCCCACCCCAGUCACUUAGGGCAGGGAAGGAAAUGAGGCUCCAUCUGGGAACCUGCUUUAGAGAAAGCAAGACUUGGAAGGGCUCUAGUGCCCAUUUGCUGCUAUUUAUUUCCAUUUUGUCCCCCCUACCCCAAUAUGAGCCAGAAGUGUUUGUUUGGGUGUUUUAAACCCUGUUUCGGGUGGUGACUGGGGCUGCGAGUGGAAUGUUUGCUGAGGACAGCGUGCCCCUAGCUCCCAGCACACUCUGUCCGUGACAGCCUUUUGUUGUCAGGCAGCCCCUUGGAGUCUGCUCACAAAGACACUUUUUACAACAGAAUUGACCAUGUUUUACUGCCACUGAUUAAAGUACUAUUUAUAUUAAUUGUUGCCUGUAGUUUUGAUGUAAUUCAUUGAUCUAUAUUUGAAAUAAUAAAAGGUGUAGUAAAAUCUC